Messenger RNA from Fonticula alba, 1760 nucleotides. RefSeq names its product eukaryotic translation initiation factor 2 subunit gamma. The record is from RefSeq and is a predicted model, not a curated record. Gene Ontology annotation, molecular function: GTPase activity; tRNA binding; translation initiation factor activity. NCBI's taxonomy places the organism in Eukaryota, Rotosphaerida, Fonticulaceae. Gene Ontology annotation, biological process: formation of translation preinitiation complex; positive regulation of translational fidelity. The transcript is spliced from 9 exons. Gene Ontology annotation, cellular component: eukaryotic translation initiation factor 2 complex; cytosol. The coding region runs from base 244 to 1578 and encodes 444 amino acids.
CCGGGACUCAUCCUCUCCCUGAGGGUCGGGGUGUUUGCCGGAAAGCCCUAUGCCCCGUGUCGCCCUUCUCGUCUCUUCCUCGCAUUUUCCCCUUUUUCGGUUGCCAUCCUGGCCGCCCAUCGACGCAUUCGAGGGCCUCUCCCCUCUGGAAAAGGCCUCUCUCCCUCCUUUUCUUUCUCCUCCUCCUCCUCUUCCUGCUUUUCCCCUUUUCACUGCCUCUGCGCACGGAGAACCCACCACACGAUGACUCCCGACCAUGAGCUCACCCCCACCAGCCUCGAGGUUAUCUCUCGCCAGGCGACGAUCAACAUCGGUGCCAUUGGUCACGUCGCUCACGGUAAGUCCACCGUUGUCCGUGCCCUGACCGGUGUCCAGACCGUCCGCUUCAAGAACGAGCUCGAGCGUAACAUUACCAUCAAGCUGGGUUAUGCCAAUGCCAAGCUGUACAAGUGCUCCAGCGCCUCUUGCCAGCGCCCUGGCUGCUAUCGCGCCUAUGGCUCCGGCAAGGAGGACAACCCCCCCUGCGAGGUGUGCUCCAGCCCGAUGGAGCUGCUCCGCCAUGUCUCCUUCGUCGAUUGCCCGGGUCACGAUAUUCUCAUGGCCACCAUGCUUAACGGUGCGGCCGUCAUGGACGCCGCCAUUCUCCUGGUUGCCGGUAACGAGGAGUGCCCCCAGCCCCAGACCUCCGAGCAUCUGGCUGCCAUUGAGAUCAUGAAGCUCAACCACCUGAUCGUCCUGCAGAACAAGAUCGAUCUCAUCAAGGACACCCAGGCCGAGGAGAACUACCAGCAGAUCCAGAAGUUCGUCAAGGGCACCUCUGCCGAGACUGCCCCCAUCAUCCCGAUCUCGGCCCAGCUGAAGUACAACAUUGAUGCCCUGGUCGAGGCUCUCGUCAAGAAUGUCCCGAUCCCCGUUCGUGACUUCACCUCCGAGCCGACGAUGAUCAUCAUCCGCUCCUUCGAGAUCAACAAGCCCGGUGCCGAUGUCAACUCCCUCAAGGGUGGUGUGGCCGGUGGCUCCAUCCUCAAGGGUGUCCUCAAGAUUGGCGACGAGAUUGAGGUCCGCCCCGGUAUCAUCGAGCGCGAGGCUGGUGGCUCCUUCGUGUGCCGGCCCAUCGUCUCCAAGGUUGUUUCUCUCUUCGCCGAGUCCAACGAGCUGCUGCGCGCCGUUCCCGGUGGCCUGAUUGGUGUCGGUACCAAGAUCGACCCGAUGCUCUGCCGUGCCGAUCGCCUGGUCGGCCAGGUCCUCGGCCGCAAGGGGUCCCUGCACAGCGUCUACGAUGUCAUCACCGUGGAUUACUUCCUGCUCCGUCGUCUGCUCGGUGUCCGUACCGAGGGCCGUGGCAAGGCCACCCGUGUCCAGCGCCUGGACAACGGUGAGAUCCUCAUGGUCAACGUCGGCUCCACUUCCGUCGGUGGCCGCAUCACCUCCAUCAAGGGCGACACCGCGGUCAUUGCCCUGACCAGCCCGGUGUGCACUGAGAUCCCGGCCAAGGUGGCCCUCUCCCGUCGUAUUGACAACCACUGGCGCCUGAUUGGCUGGGGUGAGAUCAAGGACGGGAACGCCAUCCUCCAGUAAAUGCCGAAGGAGGGGAGUGCGCUCUCGAGACACCUAGAUGCCCUCCCUCUUCUGGUGCGCGUGUGUGCGCGCACUGGCGCGCACGGCACGUACCCGGGGGGCGAGCAGGAACCCGCCGCCGCACACACAAACACAUUUGCCCCUUUUUUUUGUUACACAUACACCUAUAUGUUCACAGAGAA